Molecule: messenger RNA, 643 nt
Organism: Fukomys damarensis (Damara mole-rat)
Lineage: Eukaryota; Metazoa; Chordata; Mammalia; Rodentia; Bathyergidae
Gene: Ubl4b
Product: ubiquitin like 4B
Molecular function (GO): protein binding
Source: RefSeq, a predicted model, not a curated record
CUGGGAUCACUGGCCCUCCAGCGAUAGGGGCACAUUCACCUGCAGGGCCCUUUAGUCUUCAGAGCAGCUUCUAGAGCAUGGAUCCCUCCUAAUUCUGCUCUAGCCCAAUGUUCCUCAUAGUCAAGCUGUUCUUGGGAUGGAAAUGUAGCCUGAAGGUGUCAGAAGAGAGUGUGUCCAUGCUGAAGAAGCUGGUGUCUGAGCAGCUACAGGUGCCUGAAGAACAGUAGCACCUGCUGUUCUGUGGCCAGCUCCCGGAUGAUGACAAGCGCCUCUCGGACUACUGCAUUGGGCCUGACGCCUCCAUCAGUGUCAUCAUGCAGCCCGUGGAUAAAGCAGCACCAGACAAAGCCCUCCAACCUCAGGACCAAGCCCAGUCCCUGUGGCGCCAGCUGGACAGGGUCCUAGCCAAGCACUUUGGACCCCAGGAUGCCAAGGCAGUGCUGCUGCUGCUGAGGCAGGAGCAUGAGGGACGCCUGCAGAGGGUCACCCUGGAGGCCCUGGAGCAGCUGGUGUGCCACCUCCUGACAGAGCAGUGGCAUAUGGAACUGGCUGGGGAGAUGGAGUCCCAGAGUGCCUGCAAGAAGGAGGAGGAGAAAAGAGGAGGAGGAGGAGAAGAAGAAGAAGAAGGCAGUUGAUUAGUAAA